Molecule: messenger RNA, 1857 nt
Organism: Trichoderma gamsii
Lineage: Eukaryota; Fungi; Ascomycota; Sordariomycetes; Hypocreales; Hypocreaceae
Product: beta-glucosidase
Exons: 6
Coding region: 1-1857 (618 amino acids)
Biological process (GO): carbohydrate metabolic process
Molecular function (GO): beta-glucosidase activity
Source: RefSeq, a predicted model, not a curated record
AUGAGAGGCAAAAUACUCCUGCCUGUCUUUGCUGUCCUCAAUUCAUUUGUGAACGCUCAGGAGAAAUAUGUUCUUACGACGGGUCCGACAGCGAGAUCGCAGUGCGCUGCCACUACCGCAGUGUCUCCUACAUUUUCCUUCUCAACCUUUGCUUAUACUCAGUCAGAGACCUAUCGCUAUGCAAUUUCUGUUCCGUCCCCUACUUCCACUGAAACAUUUGCUGCUCCUUUCUCCGCUCUCAGCUCUUUGAUCCCCUUUGUUGCCACAACCACCUGGGGUAGCUGGGACCCUAACGCUACUGCGACUGCAACCGAUUUUCAUGACAAAUAUGGCAGUGCCUCAUGGAGUGCGCUUUGGGAGAACGCGCGCCCGUUCCUUAACAAUUUCACAUCCACCGGCAUCUAUAGUACAACUGUUUCGCCGACACCAGUGCCAAGUGCCGAACUUAUCUUGCCGCCAAGAGAUUAUUUUGGCCCAACGGACUGUUACAAUUUCCCCGAUGGCUUCAUAUAUGGCGUGGCUGGAUCAGCUGCCCAGAUUGAAGGUGCUACCAGCCACGAAGGAAAAGCGCCAUCCGCAGCAGAUAUCAUCGCCAAAGAUCAACCUAGCCAAGAUUAUGUGACGGAUGAGAAUUACUACUUAUACAAACAGGAUAUUGAGCGAUUGGCAGCUAUAGGGGUAAAAUAUUACUCCUUCUCCAUCCCAUGGACUAGAAUUCUACCAUUUGCUGUUCCAGGUUCACCUGUCAAUCAGCAAGCUAUUGACCACUAUAAUGAUCUUAUCGAUUUCGUGAUAGCAAAAGGAAUGCUCCCCGUCGUGACGUUGAUUCACUUUGAUACACCAUUGCAGUUCUACGCCGCAAAUGUCUCAUCUUUAUAUGACAAACCGUCUGUGGGUUAUAACAACGGAGCUUAUCAAAAUGAGACCUUUGUGGAUGCUUUUGUUCACUAUGGAAAGAUUGUCAUGACACAUUUUGCUGAUCGAGUUCCUCUCUGGGUCACGUUUAAUGAAGCAUUUACUUACUGCCAGAAUGGACACGCUGUAGAUUCAGUAAUCAAAGCACAUGCUCAGUUGUAUCACUUUUAUCACGAACAGAUCAACGGCACAGGCAAAGUUGGAAUGAAAUACAGCAAUUUAUUUGGCGUGCCGCUUGAUCCGUUGAAUACCUCUCACGUUGAGGCGGCCAACGAUUACAAUAAUUUCCAAGUAGCAAUCUUUGGCAAUCCGAUUCAUCUCGGCACGGACUAUCCUGCUGUAUACAAAGAGCGAGUUCCAGACUACGUUCCUCUUACAAAAGAGGAUCUGGACUAUAUCAAAGGGACAGCGGAUUUUUGGGGAACCGAUGCGUAUACUAUUGCUGUAAUCUCACCUCUGUCAGCGAGCGAGUCACCGUGCCUAAACACCCCAUCCAACAUAUUUUACCCCGAAUGCGUGCAGCAGAGCUGGGGUGGGAAGUUUGGUUGGAACGUCGGAUACGCCAGUCAAACAUAUGUCUAUAUCACCCCGACCUAUUUGCGCCAUUACCUGUCAUACUUGUGGAAUACGUACCGCUCUCCGAUUAUCGUUACCGAAUUUGGCUUUCCCGUCGUGAAUGAAGCCGCACUGCCACUGGCACAACAGCUUUUCGAUUCACCUCGCAGCCAGUACUAUUUGAGCUUUAUGAGUGAGAUACUGAAGAGCAUCUGGGAGGAUGGCGUGCAAGUCCUUGGUGUUAUUGCGUGGAGUUUUGUCGACAACUGGGAAUUUGGGGACUUUACGCCACAUUACGGAAUGCAGACUGUGGAUCGAACAACGCAGGAAAGGCAUUACAAGAAGAGCUUGUUUGACUUUGUCGAUUUCAUUCAAGCUAGAACAUAG